UAGUUGGCUCUCAUUACGUCCAUUUUCUUGCGCGGAACAUGUUAAUGCCAGACAUACCAUACAAUAUUUCCCAAGUUCCACAAAUCCCUGUGCGAGUGAGAUCGGUGCUUGUAUUGAGGAGUACAGUCCGUCCGUCCUUGGUCCGAAGUGGAUAUUUCGACGACACGAUGGAUUGAUUGAUAGCCAUAGGCAAUUAGACCCUGCAUUUCAACCCCACCCCCACCAAGACUUCGAGCUUUACCACAACAUCCUGAGACAAGAUUUAUCGUCAUGACGAGCUUUACAUCCAACCCAGACAACUUCUUCCAAACCACAGACUCCAUUGAAGACGCAGCACGCAAAGCCAACAAGAGAAACAACAAAAAUGGCUCCCCAAUCAAGCUACAGUCUAAGCUCCUCGCCGUCAUCUCCGACCCAGACGACGACCGCUAUGUCUACGUCGCCGAGGCUGCGGGCUGUGUAAGAAGAGUGAAUAUUGAAACCGGCAAGAUCAACCGCACAUACACAGGCCCAGUCGCCCCCCUGAAUUGCCUCGCCCUUAGCACUCGCACACCUCGAACUCUCUUCGCUGGUUGCUGGGACAAAUCGGUUUGGAGUUGGUUGUGUGUCUCUGGCAAGCAGACUGCACGCUACACCGGCCACGGCGACUUUGUCAAGGCAGUCACAUGCGUCGUGGUGCACGGCACCGAAUUGCUCAUCACAGGCGCGGCAGACGCCGUGAUACGUGUGUGGGACAUCGAAGCAAACAGAGCAGUGAGCGCGCUGAAGGGGCAUACCAGGGGAAUCCUGAGCCUGGUCGUCGAUCCGAGCACGACAGCUGCUGCGCAUGAGAGCACAGGGGUCGGGAAUGGUGAUGCCAAGGACGACGAUGAAGACGGUGUGACGCUGUUCUCUUCCGACUCAACGCGCGAAAUACGCAAAUGGUGCAUCACCCCUUCUUCGUCGCGGCAACUCACCACGGAGCCGAUCCUCGUGCACGAGACGAGCAUCACGCAGCUCUAUUUCCCCGCAUACACCGACGCUGACGAUCCGCCGGACCUGUACACGGCGUCGGCGGAUAAGUCUACACUGUGUCUGAGCCGCACGGCGACGCCAGCGUGGAAAGCCGAUACGGUGCUCGCACAUCCUGACUUUGUGCGUGCCGUGCUUGUGGAUGGGGAUGCGGGCGUGGUGGUUACGGCGUGUCGGGAUGAGGAGGUUCGAAUCUGGGACAAGAGCUCAGGGGAACUCGUGUAUACGUAUUCGGGUCACUGGGAAGAGGUUCUUGGGCUGGCGUUUGCACGAAAAGAUGGGGUGGUGGGUGUCGUGAGUGUGGGCAUUGAUGGAACGGUGAGAUGGUGGGGAAUCGGGAAAGGAGAUAUUGCCAGAGCUAAAGAGGAGGAGAGGAGGGAGCAGGAGGAAAAAGAAGGUGCUGAGAAAGAAAAGAGUGCUGAGGUCAAGGAUGGCUUAAUGACGGAAGAAGAGGAAGCGGAACUCGCAGCAUUGAUGGAGGAUAGUGAUUAGCCAAGACGUGAGCGUGGAAUGGUACACUGGUCAUAUGAGAAUGUUGGUAUCAUGUGGUAUAUCCUGAGACAUAUU
Pseudovirgaria hyperparasitica is the source of this 1578-nucleotide messenger RNA. Its product is annotated as WD40 repeat-like protein. NCBI's taxonomy places the organism in Eukaryota, Fungi, Ascomycota, Dothideomycetes, Acrospermales, Acrospermaceae. The record is from RefSeq and is a predicted model, not a curated record. Gene Ontology annotation, molecular function: protein binding. Gene Ontology annotation, cellular component: nucleus; transcription repressor complex. The coding region runs from base 271 to 1503 and encodes 410 amino acids. The transcript has 2 exons. Gene Ontology annotation, biological process: negative regulation of transcription by RNA polymerase II.